Aureobasidium musti is the source of this 1428-nucleotide messenger RNA. The record is from the annotation of a GenBank genome assembly. Lineage: Eukaryota; Fungi; Ascomycota; Dothideomycetes; Dothideales; Saccotheciaceae.
AUGGCAAAACGGCUGAGUGCUUGCUGGCUUCGCCGCCUACAACAACAUACUAGACGACCCUUCUCAUCCACCAUACGCCCACAGACCGACGGUGUAUUUCGAGCCCUGACCGAAAACAGAAUCCAAACUCCCUGGAUCGAUGCGCUACGNGGAAAGGAGCGCGGAGGCAAGGAUCCUUCCAAGCCUUCUGGCAAGCCGGAGACUCCCUCCAACCGCGACCUCAGGCCAAAACGCAUGAGCGACAGCUACCACAGCGUUGUCUUGCCUUUAGCUCGCGAACCAUGGCUGUUAGACACUUAUGCCAACUCCAGCGGUCAUAUCCGUCUUGGUACAUUGUUCAUGGACCUUGAUGCAUUGAGUAUGUCCCCCAGUCACACCCCCCUAGAGCUCCGACUAACACGCCAACAGGUNGGUGUCAUUGCAUACAAGCAUACCGGCGACGGAGUCACGACAGUCACAGCCGCCUGCGAUCGAAUCGACAUCAAGCACCCCUUGACAGAAAUCUCGGAUCUCGAGUACAGCGGUCGUGUCACCUAUGCCACUGGCCGCUCAAGCAUGGAGAUUUCGUUACAAGUCGCCAAAGCACCAAAAGAAGGCGAGACUGUCAAGCCAGAGGAUGUCUUGUUGACAUGCCAAUUCACUAUGGUCUCGCUUGAUCCCGGUACCAAGAAGCCUGUCAACAUUCCCGCCAUCGAACCUGAGACGGAAGAGGAGAAGGCUAUCUUCGCUCAAGGCGAGAAGAACAGCGCCCAUCGCAAAGACCUCAAGAAACGCGCCUUGACCAAGCAAACUCCAAAUGACGAAGAGUCAGACCUCAUUCACGCCAUGUGGCAGAAGCAACUACAGUACCAUGACCCCACCGAUCCUGUACGCAAACCAGACAAUGUCCUCGAGAUGGAGCAGACUCGUCUCUCCACUGCCGCCAUCAUGCAACCACAAUACCGAAACAGACACCACUUCAUGAUCUUUGGUGGUUUCCUCCUCAAACAAACUUUCGAGCUCGCUUUCUGCGCCGCCGCCAGUUUCGCCCAUUGCCGUCCUACCUUCGUUUCGCUCGAUCCCUCGACCUUCCAAAACCCCGUCCCUGUCGGCAGUGUCCUCUAUCAGACAGCCACCGUCGUCUACACGGAUCCUCCAGUCGUCUCAGGUCAAGCCGAUGAGCCAACCUCAAGUGGAGAGAAAGAACAAAAAUACACGAGGAUUCAAGUCAGAGUCGACACAAAGGUUCGCGACGUCGAGCAUGGUACUGCCAGACCCACCGGACAAUUCAACUACACUUUCACCGUCGAGCGCGACAUCAAGGUCUUGCCGAAAUCGUAUACGGAAUUCAUGAUGUACAUCGAUGCGCGCAGAAGAGCAAUGAGGAUAAGAGAGAGUGUUGAGCAUGAUGCCAUCGACUCUGGUGCGCAAGACAGAGUAACAGAAUAA